Messenger RNA from Haemorhous mexicanus (house finch), 3789 nucleotides. RefSeq names its product transmembrane protein 156 (gene TMEM156). The record is from RefSeq and is a predicted model, not a curated record. The transcript has 7 exons. NCBI's taxonomy places the organism in Eukaryota, Metazoa, Chordata, Aves, Passeriformes, Fringillidae. The coding region runs from base 28 to 972 and encodes 314 amino acids.
UAUGCUAGAUGGGAGUGCUUUGGUGACAUGUGCUUGCUUUUGAGAAAACCAGUAGUCUUCAGAUUAGGACUAGGAAUAAUUAUCGUGUUGAUUUUGUGUUUACCUGAAUUUUUCAAAAUCCAUGAAGCUAACACUGUAAUGGUGUCCUGCAUGGAUACCUGUUCAUCAAGUAACACCACUUUUCCACUUUGUACUUUUAACAAUUCUUACAAAAGAUCAGUGCAACAAAGAAGAGAAACCCAGACUAUUUUGCUGAAGGUCAUUAUAAAUAAUUCCAAUUUCCAAAAUAUUCCAUGUAUUUGCGAGUCAUCCUGGAGGGAACGACAGUCCCACUCUAAACAAACAGAGUGUGAGUCCAAGAGAUAUGUGAAUGUUGAUCAUCAAGGAUCAGGGUCAAUAGUUAAAAAAACAAAAGGCUCGCUUGAAGUGAAAACAGAAAAUGUUACUUAUUUUUAUAAAUAUUUCAAUUUCACUACGGUUUCCAAGAAAGAAGUGGAGCAUAAUACGAACUACCUGAUGGAAAUCCACAUCAACAAUUCUAUAGUCAGAGGACAAAAGGCUGCCAACGAACAACUAAAUCAUUCUUGUCUCUUGGCAAUGAUGGAAGACCAAAAUGGCUGUAUAAAUAUUUCACUGCAACUGAAGUCUUAUAUGGAAUAUCCAAUGUGUAUGACGAAGAUCACUUGGCUCACUAUGAUUCCAGUAGUUUUUGUAUUUACUGUUUUAAUCGUCAUCUACAAAAUAGUCCAAGAAAAUAAACGGAACUCAGAUUAUAAACAAAGAGUAGCAACAUCAGUUUCUACUGUUCUAAGAAGAAGGACUUCCAGACAUGCAAGAAGAACUGUAUCUGCUACUAACAUUCAUCCUUUUCCUGUAAAAACCAGCAAACAACAGGUACCACUUCCUGCACAGACCACAAAGAUUCUGCCUGUAAUUCCUGAACAAGACCAUUGUCACGUGGAUCAACUGUAGAACCAAGGCACCCACACAAACAACAGAAGAUAGGAAUUAUGCAGAGAAAACAGUGAAACUCAUAAGACAUUCUAGCAAAGGCAUGUAAGGAGUGAGCUCAGGAGGGAGAGGAAGAUUACAGAUAAGCUGCUUUCAUGCAGGUAUUUGUGAAGAACAGUAGGUGUGAUUUUAAAUUGCUGGGAUCCUUCCAAUUAUCCUUUUGACAGUUUUUCUGAAAAUCAUAAUUUCAGUGCUCUGAAGUGAUAGUACUGUUGUUAAAGUUAUCAUAAAAUCUGGUGUGAAGCUGCUGAAGGGAGAAGUUCCUACUACUACUGACCUACUGGCUUUGAGGGUUGGCUAUUUCUGCAAGACUUCAUUUUUUACACCAUAAUUCCUGUUGAUAACUAUGAUUCUAUAAGCUGCCCUCAGGCAGCUUUAAAUUGUUUUCAGAACCGUAUGCACUCAAUUAGGCAUUUAUUUUUUGAAUAUCAUGAUAGGUAAUUCCUCCUGUUUCUGCUUCCGUAAGAGAUUCUAGUCUUAAUUGCACAUUAAAAUGACAACUCCUCUCAGCACAGAAGAGCUCACAGAGUGAGAUUGCUGAGCACAUUCCAGGGUACUUGGCACAAUUACUGGGUCCUGCACUAAAUGCAUGCCAGGCUGUGUUUCUCUCCAAAAGAGACACUAAGGGUUUCCAAGGGAAGCACUCCUGCUUGCUGGUAGAACUGGACUAUAAGGGGCACUGUGCAGGCUGUUUAAACCCCCUGCUCCAUUAGCUGGCAUCAAUUUUUGAUGCAGUCUAUCCUGCCUACACUUGUCAUUUGCUAGCUCACUUUGGCAGCUGCUGCCUCCAGUAUGAUUUCACAGCCAAGGAACACUUCUGAACCCAGUUCCUACCAUGUAAAAGAAAAUGUAGACAGAUGUUGUAAUGAGGCCUGCAGCUAUGGGAAGUAUCAGAAUGGGUGACAAGCUAUAUUUGCUUUUUCACUCAGUGUGCAAGUUAGAAGCACAGCAAUCCUGCACUUCCACUCCACCUCCCUCUUCUCCUCCCUCAGCAUUUUAUAGUUCCCUAAAAAGUAAGACAAGCUUGAUUGGAAUCUGUGAGCUCUGGGAGCUGCAAUCCAAAUUCACAAGUGUCAUUGAUGGUUAGUGAGAAGCAGUUCACUUGUGAAUGUGGAAAAAGCUGCUUUCAUUUCAUUGUUUCCAAAUUUGUCCUGCCAUAUAGCAGUAGAGAAUGGGAAAUGCAGUUGGGCACAGAAGAGCACUUCAGCUAGGUGGAUGUAGUGAAUGUUUCUGGCUCUGCUCACCCUUCCAUUGCCAGCUUCCCUGGAAAUGGGCAAGGCCUGGUGUGCUUUGCUCAAGUUCCUGUGUCACAUGCUCAUGGGGCAGGCACCUGAGCCACUACUCAGCUGCCAGGUAUCAGUCUCAGUCUUUUGCUCCAAUCUGAUGUGCAUCAUCUAUUUUGUCUGCCUUUUAGUUACAAUGUUGUUUUCUUUUGUAAUAAAGAAUUCAUUAUUGUGAAAGUAAAAUUUAUGACAUUUGAGAUAAAUUAGAGAAGACUUACCCUCCUCUUUUUUUCCUGACACUAUUUUCUUUAGUUUCAGGUAUCACCCUAUGAAAUACCAGCACUUCUAGAUGAAAGAAGACACAUCAUACACCACAGAAGAAAGCAUCCCCAUUUCCAGCUUGGGGGGGGCUAUGUUAUCCAUCUUUUCAUGGGGAAUGACAAUUAUGCAUUUUAGUUGACAAGUUCCAUUUUUUCCAUCAUAAUUACUUUGUAUUGAGAAAAUAUGAAUGAUGAACAAGCAUGUGUUGCUGCAUAAACACUUUGACAGCAGAGUACAGAUUUCACAUCUAUUUUCUGUUCAUUCAGGAUUCAUACUUAGUUAUAUAGUUAUGAAGUAAUCUUUGUGAUAAUUACAUCUUUUUAUCAGGGCAGAAAUUUAUUUUAUAUAUUCCAUAGGAUAAGAAGUCUGUAUAAAGCUAGGAAUUAUCCUCUACUUUCAUGAAAUGAGCACAAUUUUCAACCUACCUAAUGUUCUAGAUGACUAAGAUGCCUAAAAGAUAAAGUUUCCGGCUGUUGAGAAGGGUGGCCAUAGUAUUGCAGAAGGAAAGAAUUCUGCAGCAAGCAUGUUAGUUUCUGCAGUAAACCAGGAAGACCAUCAUAAUUUGUGCAAUAUCUUAGCAGAUAAAGAAAAAAAUGUGGAAAAAUACUAAUUUGGCUUCAAAUCACAAAAUUGUUAUUAUAGAUUUUUGAUAAUUCAUUAAGACAUUAAAUGGGUUCGUACUUUUUGAGAAAUUGCAUUUCCAUCUUUUGUUCUAGCUUGGAUCAUUAGCAUUCCAACCCAUUAUCUCUUGGAACUUUUCCUCACUUUCCAUUUACUACUGCUCCUCUGAGUGCAGUGGAGCAGUUUGGGCUGAGCAGGGUCCCAAACUCCUUUGGUGCUAACAAAUGAUUUGUGUGUACAGCUUAGCCAUCAGUUACCAGGCAGAGACAGAAAUUGCCAGGACUUCAGGCUCCCUUGUGCUAAAUCCAUCAGGAUGAACAGAUUGUAAACUGCCCAUUGCAAACACGAUAGGCAGCAAUUUAGCAUCCAGUAAAUACUUCAUUACCUCCAUUCCUUACAUUUACACAGCCUUUCCCUCCUGAAGCUUUCUGAAAUUGAAUUUUCCAGUCUACACUGAGCAGUUCAGAUUUAAUAGGAAUAGUCGUGAAUAUUAGCUUCUGAAUGAUUUGAGGGCAUAUGGAUUAUUUGAAUUUUUUUGGAUAAGUCUGAAACAUUUGUUUUGAUUGUUUUUUGUUUUACCAUCUUAUUAAAAAUAAGAGAAAAAUACUAAAAA